AUGAAACGACAGAAUUGCCGCGAGCGAUUGACCUGCCCCAGUCGCACGCACAUCACCAAGAAGAACAACGGUGGCUCUCCAAGGUAUAUGGCACCGGAGCUCUUUGACAGCAAGACGAAGAUCACGGAAAAGAUCGAUGUUUGGGCUAUGGGCUGCAUCUUUGUGGAGGUCUGCGGUGGGCCUCUACCCUAUGAGAACAUCACAACGUUGGCUGACCUCACCAAAGAGAUGCUUAUCAACAGGCGCACGCCCGACAUUCCUGACUUCAUAUUCGGCUCGAUGCGAGAGAUUUGCAGCAGUUGCCUCAGCUUCCACUACGAAAAACGGCCCAGUAGCCGUCAAGCUUUCGAGCAGCUCAAGGUAGCCAAGCGAGCGUCGCGCGAAGUGAAACUUACGCUCACCGCAUGA
Molecule: messenger RNA, 408 nt
Organism: Symbiodinium sp. CCMP2456
Lineage: Eukaryota; Dinophyceae; Suessiales; Symbiodiniaceae
Source: the annotation of a GenBank genome assembly